AUGGCAGCACGCACACUCCGCAUAGGCCUGAUACCAGGCGACGGCAUCGGCCGCGAAGUCAUCCCUGCUGGCCGCCGAGUGCUAGAAUCCCUGCCCUCCUCGCUCGGCCUCAAUUUCUCCUUCGUCGAUCUCGAUGCUGGCUAUGAGCACUUCAAGGCUUCUGGCACCGCUCUGCCGGAUAAGACUGUUGAGACGCUCAAGAAAGAAUGUGACGGCGCACUAUUUGGGGCUGUGAGCUCCCCAUCUACAAAGGUUGCUGGCUAUACCAGUCCCAUCGUUGCCCUGCGCAAGAAGCUAGGGCUUUUCGCCAAUGUCAGGCCCUGCAAAACAACAGCCUCCCCAGCCUUCAAGUCUCCUACGCCGCACCCCAUCGAUCUGGUCAUCGUACGCGAGAACACCGAAGACCUCUACGUGAAAGAGGAGAAGACGUACCCAGAUCCCUCUGGCGAGGGACAGAUCGCGGAGGCGAUCAAGCGUAUCAGCAGCAAAGCCUCAUGGCGAAUUGCCAAUAUCGCCGGUGAGAUCGCAGCACGGAGACAACAGAUGCGAGUGGGGUCUCCUGUCCCAGACGCCCACGCGAAGGAGGCAAUGGUCACCAUCACACACAAGAGCAAUGUGCUCAGCCAGACUGAUGGCUUGUUUCGGUCAACAGCACGAGAGGCAUUGGCGCAACCGCAGUUCAAUGGGAUGAAGAUCGAGGAGCAGAUUGUCGACUCUAUGGUCUACAAGCUGUUCUUGCAGCCUCAGUAUUACGAUGUCAUUGUGGCUCCCAACUUGUACGGAGACUUGCUGUCGGACGGUGCAGCAGCGUUGGUGGGCAGUCUCGGCCUUGUGCCAUCCGCCAACGUGGGUGAAGGUAUCGUGAUCGGCGAGCCUUGUCACGGAUCUGCACCCGACAUCGAAGGCAAGGGUAUCGCCAAUCCUAUUGCAACUAUAAGGAGUGUGGGUGUCAUGCUUGAAUUCUUGAACUUACCUGAGGCCGCAAAUAUUAUCUACAAAGCCGUAGAUGAGAAUCUGGGCGAAGGCAGAUUCGUGAGUCCCGACCUGGGAGGCAAGGCGAGCACGGAAGAGGUGCUGCAGGAUGUUAUCAAGCGAAUGUAG
Molecule: messenger RNA, 1101 nt
Organism: Cyphellophora europaea CBS 101466
Lineage: Eukaryota; Fungi; Ascomycota; Eurotiomycetes; Chaetothyriales; Cyphellophoraceae
Exons: 1
Coding region: 1-1101 (366 amino acids)
Biological process (GO): tricarboxylic acid cycle; isocitrate metabolic process
Cellular component (GO): mitochondrion
Molecular function (GO): NAD binding; magnesium ion binding; isocitrate dehydrogenase (NAD+) activity
Source: RefSeq, a predicted model, not a curated record